Messenger RNA from Carassius carassius (crucian carp), 2642 nucleotides. RefSeq names its product synaptotagmin XIII (gene syt13). Bases 226 to 1488 code for a protein of 420 amino acids. Lineage: Eukaryota; Metazoa; Chordata; Actinopteri; Cypriniformes; Cyprinidae. The record is from RefSeq and is a predicted model, not a curated record. Gene Ontology annotation, biological process: regulation of dopamine secretion; calcium-ion regulated exocytosis; cellular response to calcium ion. Gene Ontology annotation, molecular function: calcium ion binding; phosphatidylserine binding; syntaxin binding. The transcript has 6 exons.
UGUCUGCCAGGCUGAGUUUCAGACAUUGCAUCACGAACACACACACACAUACACGUGCCACUCUAUGUCUCUAGCAGCUCUCCACUCAUCUCCUCUCUCCUCCUCCUUCUCUUCCUCUCUCACCAUGGAGUCACAUCACUGAAGAGUGCAUUGUUCCUCCUGUUUGCUCCUCUUCUCUCCUCUGCACUUGAUUCGGUGUGUUUGGGUGUCUGUUUCAAGGUGGGAAUGCUCGUGUCUGCGACAGCGCUGUUGGGGGCUACGCUGGGAACCGUGUCUGGAGUGUUGACUCUGUGUGGUCUCUCCCUGCUUUGCAAGAGCUGUAAAAAGGGGAAACUUCAGAGAGGGGACGAGACUGACCCAGAGAAAGCCAAACCCAGUAUCCUGCAUACUCUGACACAGUUCAGUGUGCAGAAAUGCACAGAACCCAUCCAGCCUCAAGCAUCUUUGAAGUUUCCUCAAAUCUACCGCCCCAAACCUUCUGUUACUUCUCAAGAGGUAGUAAACUACAAAGAACAUGGAGCUGCCAAUGACACGUCUGCUGCUGAGCUCGACACCUGUAACCAGGCAACCGAACGUGAGGAGGUCUUCUCCCUCCCGCGGCAAGUUUCCACAGAUGAAACUCCAUGUACAUCUGAGCAAACUGGUGCCAUGACGACAAGUAGCUCCAUCCUAUAUCCCAAACUGCACUUCUCCAUCAGCCUGCACAAAGAAAAUGGAGAGCUACACAUCAGCAUUGUAGAAGCUGAGAAUAUAUCAGUGGAGGCCGGAUGUGAGGGAUAUAUAUCAGGGUGUGUGAGCAUCUCUGAAGAGCAGAAGCACGCUCACACAGCCGUCCACAAGCUGGCAGCGCAUGUGCAGUGGGGAGAGGAGCUGGUGUUCGCUCUUCCCAUGGAGGGCACAGAAGACACAGACAGUCUAGAUGGAGAGGUGGCUCUCUCACUUCACUGCUGUGAUCGAUUCUCCCAUAAUUCCACUCUGGGCACGAUGCGCUUUAAGCUGGCUGAUAUAAGCAUGAUGUUGGAUGCUGAUUGCUGGGUUGAUUUACAGCCACCCAAACAGGAAGUGGCAUCAUCAGCUGGAGAACUACUACUGUCGCUCAGUUAUCUGCCAGCAGCCAAUAGACUUGGGGUGGUGGUAAUGAAGGCUAGAGGACUUCAUUCAGACAAACUGAAAGACAACAUAGAUUUAUCGGUAAAGCUGACCUUGAAACACCAAAAUGCCAAGCUGAAGAAGAAGCAGACGCGGCGAGUGAAGCACAAGAUGAAUCCGGUCUGGAAUGAGAUGAUGAUGUUGGAGCUGCCCAGUGAGCUUUUGGCUAAAUCCAGCGUGGAGUUGGAGGUACUGAACCUGGCCAGUCCCGGGACCCUGCUCCCUCUGGGCCGCUGCAUGCUGGGGCUUCACACCUCCGGCACCGGCCUGCAGCACUGGAAACAGAUGCUAGAUAAUCCACGCAAGCAAAUUGCAAUGUGGCAUCCACUUUACACCUAAGAAUACAGGUUAAUGUUCUACAAAUCACCACCUACAGUACAUGCAAUGAUUGGUUAAACAUGGUUGGUUGGAGUUUUAUGAUAGUACUCUAUUCCUGUGUAGAAAUAUGUAGUACUCCAAUAUAAUAAAUAUUUUACUAGAUAUAAUGAGUGAAUGCAGUUGUUAUCGUUAAGUAUCAUGAAACUAUUUUCUCUGAAGGUAAAAGCUGUGGGAGACAGUCACAUACAGUACAGUACUAAUAUUGUUACACAGUAGUUUAGAGUAUUUUAAUGUACACAGUGCUGCAUUUACCUUUGGUGUUGUUUGUUAAUGUGUCUUCAAAUUACUCAAUGCUAUUUUACACUGGUCCGACUUGGAGCCAUCCUCAUCUCCUAAUACUUGUCAGAUAUAAAAUAUGACUGAACAGCCCACCCAGUCAAUAUCAUAGUGACUGAUGGGAGAGAGAAGCAAACGGCUCUGAUCUUAUACACUGUAGAGUGUAAAGCCUGACUGGAUCAGAUCAGGACAAAUGUUAAACUAUUGUAUCUAACCAGGUUUGGCAGAACGGAUGUUCCUCAUAAUAUUAGGGUAAAACAAUCUUUGUCAGUUGUAGCCCUUAUAUGAUCUGCAGGCAGAGUUUUAUUGUCAGUUUAUUGUGGUUGGGAACACUUACAGAGUUUAAAAAACACAUUUAAAUAUAAAUAAUAAAUUUUUAAGUUUAAUAGCAAGUAGUUUUGGUUUUCCUGUUAUGAAGGCUUAUGGAUCCUCUUAGUAACCAGUAACACACUAGAUAAAUAUACAGGGUCUCAAUAGGGCAGCUUUACUCUUUUCAAGAUGCAUGUAUACAGAAAAAAAUGUAAAUCUACCACUGUCUUCUAAUUUGAAAAAUGUAAAUAUAUAUAAACAGCAGAAUAUGCAUACUAUAUGUGUAUUAGUAGGAUGAUAGAUCACAACAGGUGCUGCCUGGCUCCAUGAAGUUUAUCAUUUAUCAUCAUUAUUCACUUGAGUGUAAUGGAGGAUGAUGCUUUCUACCAUUACUAUACUUAAGGACAUUUUGAACUGCUAACUGGAGUGAAAAUUACUCCGUUUGGAGACCUUUGAAAGUCUGUUUUUUUAUUGUAUUUUAUUUUUAUUUUUAAUCAUAAUUAUAAUAAAGGUAAUUGCAAAUGUUGCAA